AUUUCGGCGGCAUUUGAGUCGAUUCAUUAAAAAAUUUAUAACUUACAAAAAAGAAAAACAGUGUGUCCCCAAAUUAAAAGGGAAAUAGUCACAAAGCGGCACGUUUUGUCUAUCUUAGGAUUGCGAUAGGUUUAUUGCUACUGCCGCAAGUAUGCCAUUACCGAGCAGCUCCUUUUCACAACAAGGGCCCACUUGCUUUGACAAAAUGAAGACUGGCUUUACCAUUGGGUUCUGUGUUGGCAUGGCCAGCGGUGCACUCUUCGGUGGUUUCUCGGCUCUAAGGUAUGGCCUGCGCGGGCGGGAGUUAAUUAAUAAUGUUGGUAAAGUGAUGCUUCAGGGCGGCGGAACUUUUGGCACCUUCAUGGCCAUAGGUACAGGAAUACGCUGCUAAGUGAGGUGCACUUAAGUAUAGAACCAACUACAGUUAAGAUUUAAAAUUAUAUAAAAUAUAAGAACCUAGUGCUUAAAUUACGUUAAGUUUACGGAAUAGAAAUUAAAUAGUUAUCUCCAA
Scaptodrosophila lebanonensis is the source of this 511-nucleotide messenger RNA. Its product is annotated as reactive oxygen species modulator 1. The record is from RefSeq and is a predicted model, not a curated record. Bases 152 to 391 code for a protein of 79 amino acids. Gene Ontology annotation, cellular component: TIM23 mitochondrial import inner membrane translocase complex. Gene Ontology annotation, biological process: protein import into mitochondrial matrix; protein insertion into mitochondrial inner membrane. The transcript is spliced from 2 exons. NCBI's taxonomy places the organism in Eukaryota, Metazoa, Arthropoda, Insecta, Diptera, Drosophilidae.